This is a messenger RNA of Thermochaetoides thermophila DSM 1495, 5577 nucleotides long. RefSeq lists its product as uncharacterized. The coding region runs from base 1 to 5577 and encodes 1858 amino acids. The transcript has 2 exons. Lineage: Eukaryota; Fungi; Ascomycota; Sordariomycetes; Sordariales; Chaetomiaceae. The record is from RefSeq and is a predicted model, not a curated record. Gene Ontology annotation, cellular component: nuclear pore inner ring. Gene Ontology annotation, biological process: protein import into nucleus; RNA export from nucleus. Gene Ontology annotation, molecular function: structural constituent of nuclear pore.
AUGGCGACCCUGACCGACAGAACAUACCUGCCGCCCCUCGAGGACUGCCUGACGGGCCGGACAGUGAUCCUGUCGUGGCGGCUCGUGGCCAGCGCGCUCGAAGACGCCGACCUCGCCCGGCUGACGAGCCCAGCACUGUCGACCUUUCUGCGCGACGGCUUCGUUCACGAGCUGCUGAAGCAUCCGGCGCGCGUAUUCGAGCCCAAGGACCUGAAGCAGGAAUUCGAGACUAAGACGUCGAGCAUCCAGACCGUCGCGCCGGGCGUCGACACCAUCAAGAAGGACGCGCUGUGGCUGGCCGACGCCGUGGCCAUCAACCAGGUGGCCGCCCUGCGCAUCGUGCUGAUCGAGUACCAGACGCGCGCCCACAGCCAUCUGGUCCUGCCGCUGAGCACGCAGGAUGUGGCCAACAUCCAGGAGGCUGCUGGUGUCGGCGACGCCCAUGCCUCAUCUAUCCUGUCUUUGCUAAAUCCUGCUAGCGCUGUCGACGCCGAGACGAUGUGGUGUGACUUUGAGACCGAGGCGCGCCGUCGCGAGCGCAUCUUGGCUACCUACCUGUCGGAGAGGAGGUCGUUCACGGCGGCGGUCGAUGCGCUGGUUACGUUCCUGCUGCACUCGGCGCCCGGCCAGCAUAAGGACCUCGAUUCGCUUCGCCGUGCCUUGCUCAAAGAUGCCUUCGCGUUUGACGAAGAUCUCGACGUGCCCGACCGCAGCAAACUGUUGACCAUGGCGCCGACCUACAUGAACCUGGUGGAGGACUGCAUUGCGCGCGCCCAGGCGCUGCCUGCGAAGCUGGGAGAGUCGUUCAAGACGGAGGCCUUUGAGCUCGACUGGCUGCGCACUGCCAUCACGGAGGCCGUCCAUUCGCUGUCGAUCGCCUUCCAGGCUCUUGAUCUCGACACGCCCUACUUUGCGCCGCAUGAGCUGCUUAGCGAGUGGUUUGAGCUGAUGAACUCGAGCUUGUUCCUUGAGUCGAUCCUGGGCUUUGAGGUCGUGGCCGACCUGGCCAUGCCAGCGAGGAGCUUGGUGUCGGCGAUCUGCCUGAAAAUGCUCAACAUCGACAGGACGAUCCAGUUCCUGCACGACUUCGACUACCCCGACGGCGAGGAGCCCUAUCUGCUGUCGUCACAAACCCUCAACAAGAUCCACACGGCCGUGACCAACGCCGUCAACAGCGGCGUCGCAGCAUCCCUGCCUGUGGCGUUCGCCUGGUCGCUGAUCGUGCACCAGAUGCACCUAGGCUACCAGGAGCGCGCCGAGCGCCGCGACCUGCUCGUUAACCAGCGCGCGCAGGCCGGCUUCGAGCUCGAGUUCCAGCCUUCGGCAUCGACACCUAACAGGCGACGUCGCAACUCGGCUGGCAGCAUCGUCUCGCUCGAGGCGUCGCCCUACGACGACUUCCUGCGCGAGCAGAGGCUCGAUAACGACAUCGCGCCCGUCGAGCAGAUAGCCAUGCUGGCGACGUCCCGUGGCCAGGUCUACCAGGUCAUGUCUGAGAUGGCCCUGUGCUUAGGGACUACACACGAGGCCGCCUUCCGGCCGGCGGUUGGUGCCCGCGCCCGUCUGGUCUUCCAGGACCUGCUCAAGCGCAGCGCGUACCUCAUCCCCUACCAGGAUGAGCCCGUGUUUAGCCUGCUCGCCAUCCUGGCCACCGGCCGCCAGUACUGGGACGUCACGGACGCCCUGAGCGCCUCGUCACUGAACCAGGUCUACACUGACAUGCUGGACGACGAGACGCUCUUUACGCAGUUCACCAUGCAAGCUAUCAACCGCUUCCCCUACGAGUUCAACCCCUUUUCUGUGCUCUGCCGCGUCCUGGCUGCCGCACUCAUCACCAACAAGGACAAGGCCGAUGUCGUGACCGGCUGGCUUUGGCGUACGCCGACGCUGACCGUCGACUGGAAUCCGGCCUGGGACCGUUCCUACGAGCUGUGCUUUGAGGACGAGAAUACCAACUCCUUCCGCCUGACGCGCGACGUCGACCUGUUUGGCUCGGCGUCCCCUGCCCGGCCGCGUCAUCUGGCCGCCGAGGAGCGCUUCAUCAUCCCCGAGGGCACGCUGGGCCGCUUCGUGACCGACGUCGGACGCACUGCUCGUCUUGAGUUUGAGCACUCGGCCCUCGCGCUGCUGGGAAAGCGGCUCGAGGUCAAGGCAGCCGAGGAGAUCUGCGACAGCGGCAUGGCGCCGCUCGACGUCGACGAGCAGGCCGAGGCCGUCGCCAUGCUUGCUACCGUUCUGAGGGCCGAGAGUCUCAAGAGCACGGCCAAGGGCGGCGACCCGGAGGCACCGCUCAAGUUCCUUAAGGAGGCGAGCCGUCUGCUGCCGCAUAACAAGGAUAUUCUUACCGUUAUUAGCGACACGAUUGACGGGUUGGUCGAGAAGGAAUUGCUGGAGCUGGACGGCCCGCAGAUUGCUGUGCUGGCGUCGUGCUUACAGUUCCUUCAUGCUGCCCUCGCCGUCUGCCCUGGUCGCGUCUGGGCCUACAUGUCGCGGUGCGCUCUUAUAGCCGGCGACGCACGCCCUGGCCGGCUGUCGCGCAUUACGGGCAGUCUGGACAUGUACGCCGAGCGGUUCGACCUGCUCUCUUCCGCGGUCAAGCUCUUCGCCGCCCUCAUCGACUCAGCUGCCUGCAGCGCGGUCCAGCGUCGUGCAGGCUCAACCGCCCUCGUCAGCGUCCGCAGCGCGGUUGAAAACCCGUGGCUCGGCACGUCCGAGAAGAUCCUCUCCCGCGUCGCCCUCGCCAUCGCCCAGGCCGCGCUCGACGUCUACGAGAGCACCACCACCUGGCGCUUCCGCUCCGAACUCGACCGCAGCAUUCUAGUGAGGGACGUUGUUGGGCUCAUGCACAAGCUCGUUGUCCACGCCCACACCCUCUCUUCCCACCUAACAUCGACCCUCUCCCCCGCUGCGGCCCACAUCAUCUCCUCCUUCCUCACCCCGCCCCCCUCGGCCUCCUCCCUGCGUUUCCAGCCCCUCUUGGGGACGCUUCUAGUCGCGCUCAUCACCCCCCGCGCAACGCUCUACCCCGGCCAGUCGCGCAUCUUAGCAGAGAGGGUUACCUCCGUCCUGGCAUUCUGUACCUCUCUACUCAGGGCCGCCGACUUCCUGGGCCAAACUCACAUCCCGCUGCAGACACACCUCUUCCAGUCCGCCUGCCUGCUGGCGCGCCUACCUGCCGCGAACGCGGUGUACCGCGCUCCUGUACUAGAACUCUUGCGUGCGCUGGUCGAGGUCGCGGGACGCGCCGCCAACGGAUCGGGCGAGCCGCCUAGUUUGCUGGGGUACUUGGGUUCGCACGCGGCGAGGUCGUUUAUUUCGCUUGUGGAAGGUAUUGACAAGCCGUUUGGGAGGGUCGAGCACGCGGUGGUGACGUGGCGGUUCUUUGCGGCGGUGAUAAGGAACAGGCAGCAGUGGAUGGCUGGGUGUUUGUUGACGGGCAGGACGCCGCGCGAGGCGCUGAAAGGGGGGGGGGAACAAAAGAUUGAGAGGAAGGUUGGGGAGGGAUCGGUGUUGGCCGCUGCGAUGGAGAGGUUGAGGGAGGUGAAGAGUCUGGAUGUCCAGGAAGCCGUCGCGGUGAUGGAUUUUGUCGUAUCGGCGCAGAAUUAUUGGCCUUGGACCAUCUUCGCUGUGCGGAAGGAGAAGGAGGUGGUGGAUGCGUUGAGGGGUUACGUGAGGGGGUUGAAGGCUCCGGGGAUGGUCAUGAAGACGGACGGCGCUGCUGCGGCGGCGUUCCAGGCUAGGAUUGCGGCAUAUGUUGCUGAGACUUUCGCCAUGCAGCUGUAUCAUAUGCGGCAGAUGAGGCAGGCGGAGAAGUUUGCGGGGGAGUUGGUCGCCGACUUGGAUUAUUUCCUCAGGGAGGGGGUUAUGGUUUGGGGAUAUAACGCCAGCUUGCAUGGGAAUUUCGCGAGGAAUUUCGCGAAGAGAUUCCCCGGCGUGGAGGUGGAUGAUUUUAAGCGGACUAUGUGGUUGCCGAGGGAGCUUGGUAAAGGGUAUUACUAUGCUCUUGAAGUGGCGGAGCAGAUGCUGGGCUUUGAUGCUGGCUGGGGAGGGGUAAAGCAGAGCGGGUUUAGGAAGGAGAUGGAGACGGCAAAUUUGAAUUUGUCGUUGGUUGAGGCUCAGGUGUCCCUGUUCCACGCCUGGGAGUACCUCCUACUUGAGCUUACCCUUUCCCUUCUCCCUAAGAAGGAGAACGCCGCCUUCGCUCGGCAAGUCCUCCAAGUCGUCGAGCAGUGUCUCGAGGCCAACCAGCGCUCGCAGCCCCCUGAGAACAUCUUUGUCGUGCUGGGCCACGCGCGCGCCGGCCUGGCCCUGACCCUUCUUCAGCGCCUGGCCGACGCUAACCAGCUCCCGCGCGACGUCACCCACCUCCUGGCCCUCGUCUCCUCGGCCAUCCACGCCGUCGAGAACCCAUUCGGAGCAAACGACCUGCCCUAUUUCCGUACCCUGCUCAAGAUCCUCUUCGUCGUCCUCCGUGCCGCGAAGCAGGGCACCGCCAAGCCAGGUGAGAGCAACGUCGCCAUCACCCAGCAGGUCCUGACCAUCCUGGACCGUGUUGUCGCCCGUUGCUUCCGGGCUCUGGCUGCCUUGGUCCACGAGCAGCAGCAGAACGCUACCGACGGGACAACCACCGCGCCCGAAGAUCUGGCUCUCAUCACGGCCAUCCUCCAAGCUUGCCUCAGCGUCCCCGGCAUCGAACAGUGCCAAGUCCAAGUCCUCAACAUCAUGGCCGCCCACGACGUCUUCCAGGUCGCCGUCGCCCUCUUCUCCUGGGCUGACCGUCUCCUCCCCGCUAACCCUUCUCCUGCUUCUUCUUCUACCUCUACCUCCGCCACAAACCCUGCCUCAGGCGACCCCGUCUACGGAGAACUCGCCCUCCUCUUCCUCCUCGAACUCUCCGCGCUCCCCGCCCUCGCAGAACACCUCGCCUGCGACGGCCUCCUCGGCCAUCUCGCCGCCGCCCGGCUGGCAGGCUACAUGCGGCGGACUAAUGUCGGGCCGUUUGCGGAAAACGCUGGUGCCGCAAGGUGCUAUGCCAUCUGGGCUAAGUGUCUCCUGCCACUGUUACUCAACAUCCUUGCCGCCCUUGGGAGCACCGUCGCACCUGAGGUAGCAUGGGUGCUCAACCAGUUCCCUAACCUGCUACAAUCCUCUGUCGAGAGGAUCGAGCCGCCUGGAUUUUCGAGGCCGACACUAUCCCUCGCGUCGACCCCCCCUAGGCAGAAGUUUAUUUCCCUCCUAGAGAUCUCUGAAAUCCAUUCCCUCGCGCUGCUCACCCGUGUCUUGGCGGCUUGCAGGGCGCAGAACGCGAGGGAUGUGCCCGAGGUCACAUGGGAUGGUGCCAAAGUUCUCGAGUGCGUGGAGUACUGGUUGCGGGGGCGGAAAGUGCUCAGGGAGAGGCUUGUGCCGUUGGGGCCGAGGGAGGUUGAGUGGAGGGGGAUGGUUGCCACGGGGGGCGUGGUAGGUGUGGCUGGUGAUGGGGGAGAGGGGUGUGAGAAUAGACUGGAGGAGAAGGCGGUUGGGUUAUUGGUUGGGGUGAGGGAGGUUUUGGAGGGGGGUUUGGAGGGGGAGGGAGAGUGA